CUGUCAAAGAUAGCAUAGCUGCUAAUCUCCGGUUAGCUAGCAUAGCUGCUAAUCGCCGGGAGAGGAGGACAGGUAAACAAUGGCGGGAGUGCAUCCUCAGGACGACCUGCUGAAGAUGACUCACAGAGAGAACUGGCGGGUUCAGCAUGAGCGCAUGCACGUGAAGCACAGGGGUCACGAGGCCAUGCACGCUGAGAUGGUGCUGAUCCUCAUCGCCACGCUGGUGGUGGCGCAGAUCGUCCUGGUGCAGUGGAAGCAGCGCCACCACCGCUCCUACAAUCUGGUGACUCUGGUCCAGAUGUGGGUGGUUCCUCUUUACUUCACCAUCAAGCUGUACUGGUGGAGGUUUCUGUCCAUGUGGGGCAUGUUCUCCGUGGUCACCAGCUAUGUCAUCUUCAGAGCUACACGUAGGCCGCUAUCCUGCAGGACGCCCAG
Labrus bergylta (ballan wrasse) is the source of this 435-nucleotide messenger RNA. NCBI's taxonomy places the organism in Eukaryota, Metazoa, Chordata, Actinopteri, Labriformes, Labridae. The record is from RefSeq and is a predicted model, not a curated record.